Molecule: messenger RNA, 2598 nt
Organism: Anisakis simplex (herring worm)
Lineage: Eukaryota; Metazoa; Nematoda; Chromadorea; Rhabditida; Anisakidae
Source: the annotation of a GenBank genome assembly
AUGUCGUCGCCAUCGUUUGAUUCAUACCAACCACCACCAUUACCACAACCUGACUAUUCACUCGGCCAAGCCACUGGUGAACGUUUCAAUCAACGUCAGAAUUUAUCAUCGAAGAAAGAAGGUGAUAGCGUUGACAACGGUAAUGACACUAACGAUGAAGCAACAGAUCUAGUGAACGCAACUGAAGAAGAAUCACAAACAAGGCUGCCAACACGUCGAAAUUUCCUUGCGCAGUCAGCCUUGCAACCGUCCAAUUAUGGUGCUGCUAUGACAGCGUUUUAUGCUGAAAGGUUAUUUGAAAACAAAUCAGAUCAAACUGUGGAUAACGAUGAAGACUACGAAGAAAUAUCGAAUUCAUCAGCUUCAAGAAAGUUCACGGGUAAUGGCAGUGUCACUAGAGAAAGGAUAAGAAGAAACAUUCUACAGAAGCUCGACCCAGAAAAGUUAUACACUCGUCAUGAACGUAUAGGUCGAGGUGCGUUUGGUGAAGUAUAUAAAGGAGUCGAUACUGAAACAGGACAGAUUGUCGCUAUAAAAAUAAUUGAUCUCGAGCAAGCUGAAGAUGAAAUUGAGGACAUACAGCAAGAGAUUAUGGUACUCAGCCAGUGUGAUUCUCCAUACGUUACCAAAUAUUUUGGAUCUUAUCUGAAGGGCUCUAAGCUAUGGGUUAUAAUGGAAUAUCUUGGUGGUGGAUCAGCAUUGGAUCUGAGGAAAAGUGGUAAAUUAGAAGAGGCGCAUAUUGCGGUUAUAGUGCGAGAAAUCCUGAAAGGACUCGAGUAUUUGCAUUCAGAACGAAAAAUACAUCGUGAUAUUAAAGCAGCGAAUGUAUUACUGAGUAACGACGCGGAUGUAAAAAUAGCUGAUUUUGGUGUAGCAACUCAGUUGACUACAAUGAACAGACGUGCGGAAACAUUCGUUGGUACACCAUAUUGGAUGGCACCUGAGCUUAUCGAUCAAGAUCGAUAUGAUGCGAAGAAGAAAGCAGCAAACGUGUUGUUAUCGGAACAUGGCGAUGUUAAAGUUGCUGACUUUGGUGUGGCUGGUCAAUUGACCGAAACCGUUAAGAAACGAAUCACUUUCGUUGGAACACCUUUCUGGAUGGCACCUGAAGUGAUUAAACAAGCUUCAUACGACUUCAAGGCUGACAUAUGGAGUUUGGGUAUAACAGCAAUCGAAUUAGCAAACGGAGAACCACCUCAUUCAGAUUUGCAUCCGAUGCGUGUUCUCUUCCUGAUCCCCAAGAAUCCAUCACCUCAACUCACCGGAUCACAAUGGACAAAAACAUUCAAAGAGUUUGUCGAGCUUUGUCUCAACAAGGAUCCCGAAAAUAGGCCAACUGCAAAAGAACUGCUUAAGCAUCCCUUUGUGCGACGUGCAAAGAAGAACAGCAUAUUGAUUGAGCUAAUUGAAAGAAGUGCCGAAUAUAAAGCACGAUUGGGACCGAGCUCGGAUUCUGAUCAGGACGAUGAUAUUGAUUCCAUCCACGGCCCCAACGAUUGGGAGUUCUCAACAGUUCGUGCUCCGCAAAAAGCGGCGGUGAAAGAAAGCGAUGAUCAAGAUACGGUACGAGUGCGCUUGAAUAACGGCACUCGUGCGCCAGUUGUGCCGUCCAACGCGAGAAUGCGUGAUUCAAGUCCGGAUGGACGUGAAUCGAGUCCUGACGGUACAAUCGUUGGUCGAAAUAACGGUGAUCCGCGGAUCGUACAAAUCGCUAACGAACUACGUCAGUCAUCAAUUCGUCAAUCGUCUGCGAAUGCUGCCCCGUACAGAAAUGCCUCCUCGUCAUCGUCCCAAUCCACGAAGUAUCUUCAAAACCAACCUCAAAAUGCAUCUAUUCGAAUCCAUUCGUCAUCGUCCUCACAAAAUGACUCAACUAAUAAUUCGCAAUUUGUCAAUGCCACUACAGUUGCUGUCGUUUCACCGGACACUUCUCCUGUUUGUUUGUUUCCGUGUUUCACACCGUCACUGAAGCGACAGCAACAGCCGUAUGUGUCUAAAUCUCAGCAGUCACUACCAUCUUCGAACACAAGAUCCGCCAACUACAAUCCAAAGUAUCAUCCAACAACACAACAAAAUCUUUAUCAAAGCAUAACCAUGAAUGAUUCCUUACCAUCCAACGUCGAACCCAACGAUAUUCCCUCUUCACAUUCUCAUCCAGCCACAUCAUCAACGUCCACACAGCAAUCAUCAACAUCUUAUCACAAUCAGUAUUCAAACAGUGCCAAUUUCUCAGCAUCCGAACCUCAACAACAGCCCGCUUACGACCACAAACCGCCAUCUCAACAACAACAACAACGGAAGAAGGGUGCACUGGAGUACACGCUUCUGCCCGCUUUGGAGAAAUUGGCUCGAACUCGACACUCCGGAGCGGAUUUAGAUGCGGUUGGCAUUGCGCUGAAACAUGCCGAACGAAACUGUCCGGGUGUAUGCGACCAGUUGCUCGUUGAGCUUCUAACAACCAUCGCGUUCCCGCAAGCUACUGAGUCUGAAAUUCAGGCUGCGGUUGAACGACUCACAACGUUAGUGCCAUUACCGUUGUCUUUUUUGUUUGUUGGCAAACAUAACACUUAUGUUACUGCCGUGCCGACUGUUGAAUGA